Messenger RNA from Hibiscus syriacus, 1060 nucleotides. Its product is annotated as protein CANDIDATE G-PROTEIN COUPLED RECEPTOR 2-like. Gene Ontology annotation, biological process: G protein-coupled receptor signaling pathway. Gene Ontology annotation, cellular component: plasma membrane. The record is from RefSeq and is a predicted model, not a curated record. Gene Ontology annotation, molecular function: G protein-coupled receptor activity. The coding region runs from base 53 to 949 and encodes 298 amino acids. The transcript is spliced from 7 exons. NCBI's taxonomy places the organism in Eukaryota, Viridiplantae, Streptophyta, Magnoliopsida, Malvales, Malvaceae.
AUUUUCGAUUUCUGCCGUUAUUUCUAGGGUUUCCUCUCCCAAAUCUCCCGAGAUGCAAGACAACAUCCGCCAAUUAGUCACAAACUCUUCAAUUUCCCAGCCGCCGGUCCCCGAAACCAACGACCAAGCUGCUCAAUACGAUCGUCAGUGCCACGGAUUCUGGUAUGACGCCGUUUUGGCGGGUUCGGCGCUUCUUUUCGUGGUUUACCUGGCGGUGAACGCUAAGAAGAAUGUUGAGAAGCUGAGGAACGGAAGGUCGUACGUUUUGAUUUCCUAUUAUGCCCUUCUCUGGCUUGCUGCCGGACUUAACCUUUCUUGGUGCUCUCUUCAGUCAUGGCAAUGUGCUAAUGGAAGGGAGGUUGCUUGGAAUCUUCUGUCACUAUUAACCACCUCUGGGUUGUUAUGUUUAGAGAUCAGUUUGGUGGGUUUCUUACUUCAGGAGAGUUAUGCAAAUGGGCGGGAAGCUUUAGCACGUAUUUUCACUAUCUCAGGGAUCAUUGUUGCUGUCGAUAUGCUUCUCAAGGCAAUCUAUAUUUUUGGAUUUGGGGUCCUGCUCUUCUUUGAUGAUGUUGGAGGCACUCACCGAAUGAAGUGGGGGUUGUGGAUCAUUCAAAAAUUAUUACUCACUGCUGUUUAUGGCUACAUCUUGUUUGUGCAUUUCUCAAAAUGGAAACAGAAAUUGCCCCCUCGACCGGCAUUCUACAACUACGUAGUUAUCAUGUUUGCUGUUAGUGGUAUUGCACUGUUUAGUUCGGGGCUGGCUGCUUUUGGAAUAGGCUUUAGUAGUUGGUUGUACUAUUUGGUAGUCAUCUACUAUCACUCGGUCUAUCUCCCUUUCCUGUAUAUAACUUUCCUAGCCGACUUUUUCCGGGAAGAAGAUUUUCUGUUGGAUAAUGCAUAUUACUCUGAGAUGAGAGAUGCCGGGUUCUUUGAUGCAGAUUGGGAAUAGUGACUGCAACACUUGGCCUAAACAGCAGUAUAUUCGCCGAUUGUAUCAUAUGGAGGCUCCCCAAAUAUUUGAGAACCUUUGGUCUAUGUUUCUUUGAUUAUUUAUUUGUCU